AUGGAUGAAAUAAAAGCCAGGAAUGGUUACGGUAAGGUUCACUUCAACACUACCACUCUGUAUGGUAUAUCGAAGGGCGUGGAAAACGAAAAAGGUCGGACGUUCAAGGUGAUUCCACUGCCCCCCGAGAUCGACCGAGCUACGAUUCCUGGACGCAGCCAGUGGAAAGACGUCGGAAAGGUCUGCGACGAUGGCGUCGUCAGUGAUCCGUGCUCAACUUCUUCAUGUUUUCAGAAUCAACAGAUCCGAAGAAUGUUCAUCUCUGGCGGAGUGUCGAUGUUUGCCGAGACAAUGCGUCCUUGUCUAGAGAAACAUCACGGACGUGUGCUAUCGUCGUUCUCUGAAGUGGUUAACAAAAGCAUUCCCUUCUGGGAUAAGCUUGCUGAAAUAGAUCGUGAAGGAUGGGCUGCAAGAGCCCGUGUAGAGAAGAAGAGCGAUCACUAUAUUUAUAUCCGAAAGGCGCACGGGAAAAAAGGCUGUGGUGAACGAGAAGUGCUGAGCCUCCAACUAAGCGACUGCGAAAGUGAUCCGGAUGAACUGCCUGGACAGAUCUGUGACGUGCAGUCUGUGGAACGCCAUAUGGAAAUGCUGGAACGUAGUGAACCAGAAAGCAAUCCACCGCCAGCACCAGGCAGUUGUCGUCCAGGAAGACCAUCAACACUGCCAAAGACACCACCGCCGUCGGCACCUGUACCACCCCCUGCUCCUCCUCUUCCCCGGGAAGAAAGCUUCGUACGUGUACGAAUGGCCGUACCAUCACAACCUGCUCACCGUGCAGAAGUGCUAUACAACUGGACACCCGCCGAUCGAAGCCUACGCUUUGAAAAAGAGGCGACUUGGCGAGGAAGAACUGUUUCAACCGAUCAAACCCGUCGUUUUAAUCGCUGCACCGGAGGAUUCCGCGAUGCAGCUCUGAUACAAGGAAGUCAGUGGUGA
Cooperia oncophora is the source of this 936-nucleotide messenger RNA. The record is from the annotation of a GenBank genome assembly. Lineage: Eukaryota; Metazoa; Nematoda; Chromadorea; Rhabditida; Trichostrongylidae.